AUGACUACCGUUAAAACGACGACGUACAACGAGGCCUGGAAUGGCGCAAAGCAAUACCUCACCCAGCGUCUGGGAAGCACCCAAGGACAAGGCCAAGAUGCGGACUUUGGCAUCCCCAUCAUCGACAUUGGCCCAUCGUACUCAUCAAAUCUAGGGGACCGGAAGCAAGUUGCCGAACAGAUUCGAAAGGCUUGUGUCACCUCUGGCUUCUUCUACAUUACGAACCAUGGCAUUGACAAACAGGCAUGCCAAGGAAUUAUCCGUCAAGGACAGCGACUGUUCAAGGAGCUAUCUCGUGAACAGAAAGAAGCCAUCUCGUUGAAGAAAUCGCCCUACGGAUAUGGCUGGGAAGACGCCACUUCGACGAGCCUCCAGAACGAUGUCGAAGAGUCGAAGGAGGGCUUCAAUUGGAGCUAUGAAGAAGACCUUGACCCCGCUGGUGGCGAUGGCGGGUAUGUCCAGAUUGAUGGCAGCACGGCUACGCAUGUCAACCAAUGGCCAAGUGAGAAGGAUCUUCCCGGAUUCUACGAUGGGAUCAAGCACUAUUAUGGCCCUGCUUUGCAGCUGGCGAGGCAUCUUUGCAAGCUAUUUGCAAUAUCCUUGAGUCUGCCUGAGGACUACUUCGGUCCAAUGAUCACACAUCCAAGUGGCAAUUCUCGAUUUAUGUACUAUCCACCAAGCAAGAACCCCGGCCCUCUGAACGAUUCUUCAGCAAGCGGCGAGAUUGGUCUGGGAGCACACUCUGACUACCAAGUCUUUACGAUCUUGCUCUGCUCUUCGACACCUGGGCUGGAGAUCCUCUCGCCAAGUGGCCGUUGGAUUACUGCACCUACCGUCGAGAAUGGCAUCAUUGUCAACAUUGGCGACAUGAUGAUGAGAUGGACCAAUGACAUAUACAAGAGCACGGUCCAUCGAGUGGUGAAUAGGACCGCAGCGGCGAGGUACAGCAUGCCGCUAUUCUUUGGUAUCAACAAUGACCAGAUAGUUGAGACUCUGCCAAGCUGCGUGAGUGAAACGAACCCAUCGAAAUACGGACCCAUCAAAGCAGGAGAGUACGUGCUGCAGAGACUAGCCACUACGAGAAACUAUUAG
Zasmidium cellare ATCC 36951 is the source of this 1092-nucleotide messenger RNA. RefSeq lists its product as uncharacterized. NCBI's taxonomy places the organism in Eukaryota, Fungi, Ascomycota, Dothideomycetes, Mycosphaerellales, Mycosphaerellaceae. The record is from RefSeq and is a predicted model, not a curated record. Gene Ontology annotation, molecular function: dioxygenase activity. The coding region runs from base 1 to 1092 and encodes 363 amino acids. The transcript has 2 exons.